Molecule: messenger RNA, 859 nt
Organism: Botrytis cinerea B05.10
Lineage: Eukaryota; Fungi; Ascomycota; Leotiomycetes; Helotiales; Sclerotiniaceae
Exons: 2
Coding region: 71-343 (90 amino acids)
Source: RefSeq, a predicted model, not a curated record
GCACCAUAAUGUUGUUCCCUUGUCAUCCCCUGCCAGUUGUGUCUUCUAACACACUUCAAACUCACUAAACAUGUGCCAAAGUACUAGCAUAGUCUUCUCUUGCAAUCACUGGGGUCCACGGAAGAUUUCUAGGCCCUGCCCAUGGGCAACCAGCGAAAAUAUCAAAACCGGCUGCUUUCUCACCUUGGAGCCAGAAGGAGUCGAGCACCUCGAUCACAUGUGUAACUCUUGCAAAUUCAAAGAAUCCCUCCGAAGUACAUCUUCAUUGACGCACGUGGGGAUGGAUGGAAUCCGACGACCGUUCACAAGAGUUGGUAUAGAAGCCGGUAGUCGACGAUCUUGAUCAAAAAAGAAAAAAGAUUGCGCAAAUUAGUGAAGAGAGGAGAAGGAAACUCUCUCAGGCUGGGAGACUCGAGGAGAGGAGACAGGGAGAUCAAGUGUUGGAUCAACUCCAUACGCAGCUCAUGGAACAGGAGAGAAAAAGACACGAAGAAAGCAAGAGGAAGCUAAAGACGCGGUAUGAAGAAUUAGACGAUGAGGAUAAGGAGGGCAGCUAACCUAGUAUGGUAAGUAGCGAGAAGCGGGGGAAAAUUCAUGCGGCUGGACCGCGCUGGAUCUUGUUUUCCCUCAUCUUCGCCUCUCCUUCUUUGGAGUUGAUUUCUGGUCCUUCUGGUCCAGGUAAGUGCUCUUGUUUGACUUAAAUGUCCUGCGAUAUCACUUCAUUUCUUUCAGCCCCAACCUUUGUUUUUUCCAUUUUUCCUAUUCAAUACAACAACAGAAGUCUAUCCCACGGUUCAAGUAUCUAGAACCCAAGGAGGUUAGUCUUCAAUGGAUUUGAAAGCUAAACACUUAAUUAAUA